AUGAGUAUUAUUUCCUUUACGAAGAAGCUUUUGAAGAGCCCGCCUAGUUUGACUCCUGCAGAAUUGCACGAAGUUAUCGUUUACAUAAUUGAUACGCUAUCGAAGGAAUUUACUGUGGAAGCUGUGGUACCGAUUGCCUCUUUCCUUUCAGUGUUGAGAGCAACUGGAUUGGAUCACAAAGCUGAAUAUAUUGCAGCUGCUGCCUCGGCUGUGUUGAAGUUUUCAACUGUUGUCGAUUCAACGACCUUGACUCAUACUGAUGAUAUUGUCUUAGAUAUCGUCGGUACAGGUGGUGACGGCCAAAACACUUUUAACGUGUCUACUUCUGCAGCCAUUGUCGCUUCGGGCAUCCCAGGCUUGAAGGUUUGUAAACAUGGUGGGAAAGCAUCGACUUCCAAUUCAGGUGCUGGUGAUUUGAUCGGAGUUUUAGGUUGUGAUUCAUCUAAGGUGACUGCGUCGACUUUACCUAAAAUUUGGGAUGAAAAUUCGUUCACAUUUCUAUUGGCUCCUUAUUUCCAUGACGGUAUGAAACAUGUCGCUCUGCUCAGGAAAGCAUUGGGUAUCCCAACAAUAUUUAAUGUCUUGGGACCGUUAUUGCAUCCUGUAUCCCAUGUUCAAAAAAGAGUUCUAGGUGUCUUCUCCAAGGAAUUGGCACCUGAGUAUGCAGAAGCAGCAAGACUUAUCUAUCCUGACAGUGAAACAUUCGUCGUUUGGGGUGAAGUUGGUCUCGAUGAAGUAUCACCUGUAGGGAACACUAUUGUUUGGCAUGUGACCUUGAAUGGUACCGUCGAAUCAUUCUCUAUAAACCCGUCAGAUUUCGGUUUACAAGAGCAUACUCUUGCAGAAUGCCCAUCGUUGGGCCCUCGCGAGAAUGCAAGGAUACUAUCUGAAGAAAUACUGUCAGGCAAUUACAAGAAAGGUGAAAACCCGAUCUACGACUAUAUUUUGCUAAAUACAGCUUUGUUGUACUGUUUGAGUCGUGGUACAAAAGACUGGAAACUAGGUGUAGAUGCUGCUGAAAAGAGUAUUCAUUCUGGAGCAGCUUUAGGUGCAUUAACACAGUUUAUACGAUCUGUGUCGGUUUUAUAG
This is a messenger RNA of Kluyveromyces lactis, 1089 nucleotides long. It is a transcript of the gene TRP4, whose product is annotated as anthranilate phosphoribosyltransferase. Lineage: Eukaryota; Fungi; Ascomycota; Saccharomycetes; Saccharomycetales; Saccharomycetaceae. The record is from RefSeq and is a predicted model, not a curated record. Gene Ontology annotation, biological process: L-tryptophan biosynthetic process. Gene Ontology annotation, molecular function: anthranilate phosphoribosyltransferase activity. Bases 1 to 1089 code for a protein of 362 amino acids. The transcript has a single exon. Gene Ontology annotation, cellular component: cytosol.